GGAUAUAGACAGAGACGAGCCCGCUGUGCCACUCUAUCGAGCCAAUCCAGGCGUCGAUCUCCCACAAACACAAGGAUACGAAGAUAUACACAUAAAUGAUACUUCUACUAGCAUUGAUCUCCUUUUCAUUAUGGAUUCUACAGGAAGUAUGGGCAGCUAUCUCGACAAUGCGACGAAAAACGUUAUAGAAAUAUGCCAGACUAUCAUUCAAUCUGAGAAACUUCAGGGUGAACACGCAUUACGCCUCGGUUUGAUAUCAUACAGAGACAGCAAGCCGCAGGACUAUACUUACGAAACUAAGAACUUUGGAUUCACCCAUGACUAUGAUCAAAUGCGUGAAAAUUUGAAGUCAUUAUACGCAUCUGGCGGUGGCGAUGGACCAGAAGCUGUGACCAUCGCUAUGAAGGAAGCCGUAGAGAACAUGCCAUGGCGUGCGAAUGCUUCAAAAAUGGCUGUCUUAGUCGCAGAUGCCCCUCCUCAUGGUAUUGGCGAGUAUGGUGACGGUUUUCCAGAAGGCUCCCCAUGCGGGAAUGACCCUCUACAAUUAGCACGCGUUAUGGCAUCACACUCAAUCACCCUUUUCGUCGUUGCCUGUGAGCCUGCCCUGAGUGGGUAUCAAUACUCGACAGAUUUCUUCAAGGCACUCGCAGAUUUGACAGGCGGGAUGAUGAUUCCACUCGUAUCUGCAAGUCUUCUUGCACAAGUUAUAAUCGGUAGCGCGCUCGAGCAGAUGGACAUAGAACGUCUGAUCAAGGAGGUCGGCAGUGCAGUUGCUGAGCGCGUACACGGACAAAAUGAGAACGUCGAUGACGUUGCGAGGGCACUCCAUGAGACACUCAUGCUUAGGAAUGAGAGUACGAAAAGGAUAUAUGUUGAGAAUAUCUACCGCGAGAGCGAAGAGGCUGAUUACAAUUACAACGUUUGGCGUAACAUUGCAAACAUACAAGAUGCCAAGGGAGUUGUCAAGAGAGUCCCUGGAUCGAGGUUCACCGAUAAGUAUCUAUCUAUGCGCUAUGCGUCGCCGCCUUCAUACUCCUACACAACAGGUGCACCUGCGCUGCCAGCUCGCCCGGGCGCAUCGAGCACAUCAGAAAGUUCACGAAAGCCUUUGUCCUCAUUCGCUGCAUUCUCAGCUGGUCCACAACUACACAACACAAGUAUCAUGUCAACACCAGUAGGUGCGUCAACAACCUCAGCUGCGUUCAGUGGUCCGAGAACAAGCACACGCAAUGAAGAUAUGAUGGAUGAUGAUUCUGACGACGAGAAGCUAAUCGACCAGCAGUUAGGCGAGGAAGACGACGUUAUGCAACCUGACGAAGGUGUACAGUUCCGUCAGGGAGCGAUAACAUACGAUCAGGCGAGGAGGAUCACGACGGCCAGUGCCUGGAGAUCAGCGAUGGCUUACCGAUAAUGAUAAUGAUAUCCAAUAAUGUUAUAUUUGCUAAUUAUUCAUUCUACAAGG
This is a messenger RNA of Wallemia mellicola CBS 633.66, 1462 nucleotides long. RefSeq lists its product as hypothetical. The record is from RefSeq and is a predicted model, not a curated record. Gene Ontology annotation, cellular component: cytoplasm. The transcript has 4 exons. Gene Ontology annotation, biological process: peptidyl-threonine phosphorylation. Gene Ontology annotation, molecular function: protein serine/threonine kinase activity. Bases 131 to 1411 code for a protein of 426 amino acids. NCBI's taxonomy places the organism in Eukaryota, Fungi, Basidiomycota, Wallemiomycetes, Wallemiales, Wallemiaceae.